Messenger RNA from Fraxinus pennsylvanica, 969 nucleotides. NCBI's taxonomy places the organism in Eukaryota, Viridiplantae, Streptophyta, Magnoliopsida, Lamiales, Oleaceae. The record is from the annotation of a GenBank genome assembly.
AUGUUUGGCUUUAUGAAAUCCCCUGCAAAUAAACCUCCUAAACAAAAUCCUUCAAACCUUUUUGAUUCUGAUACUGAAUCAGAUAAGGUAAACGCAAUUACACCUGCAAGAAGAACUUCUUCCGAACCAAUACUUGUUACUCCAAGCUCAAAAUCGAGCAAUUUUGAUGAUGACGAUUAUUUUGGGAGGGGUCCACCAUCUAAAAUCAAACAAAAGAAGGAUCUUGAAACCAUGUCUGUUCAAGAAUUGGAGAGUUAUGCUGUGAACCAGGCUGAGGAGACCACUAAAUCUGUAAAUAACUGUGUGAAGAUUGCAGAGGAUAUUAGACAGGAUGCCACUCGGACCCUUGAUACCUUGCAUCAACAGGGGGAGCAAAUCCAUAGGACCCAUGAGAUGGCUUUAGAUAUGGACCGUGACUUGAGCCGGGGGGAGAAAUUAUUGAAUAAUCUUGGGGGCAUGUUUUCCAAGCCUUGGAAACCAAAGAAGACAAGGAACAUCACAGGGCCGCUAACUUCAAAAGAUGAUAAUGACAAAGGAAAGCGAGCUAGGAAAGAGCAAAGGGAAAAGUUGGGUUUGGGUGGUGCACCUAAAGGUUCUCGUACACCUCCUCCCGAACCAACUAAUGCCAUGCAGCAAGUUGAGUUUGAGAAGGCAAAGCAAGAUGAUUCACUUUCAGACCUGAGCAAUAUAUUGGGUGACUUGAAGGGUAUGGCUGUCGACAUGGGAUCUGAACUUAACAGGCAGAACAAGUCCCUCGAUCAUCUUUCAGACGAUGUGGAUGAACUAAAUUCUCGAGUGAAAGCCCAAAGUCACCAUCAAAAUCGACAGCAGGUGGUGCACCACCCAAUCACCGCCCGAACCCCACCAUUCCCGCUGCCACCUCCAUCGAUGGAUGAUCACGAAAUUGAUCCAAGAUACGGUGUUGAGAAAAGAUUAGUCCCUUCUGGCCCUAAUCCUCUUCAUAACUGA